AUGCUGCUCCUGACACUGGCAUUGUUUGCAGUUCUCUUCUCAGCUGGAGACACUCGAGAUGCUCUCAGAUGGCUGACUUCUUUCCAUGUCAUCCAAAUCUCAUCCUUUUUCAACAGUACCUGGGUACAAAAUCGAGGCUCAGGCUGGUUGGGAGAUAUGCAGAUCCAUGGCUGGGACAGUGACUCAGGCAGUAUCAUACUACUGAAGCCCUGGUCUAAAGGCAACUUCAGCAAUGAUGAAAUUUUGGAGAUGGAGGAGCUGUUUCGAGUGUACUUCUUGGGAUUCGUCAGAGAAAUCCAGGAACGUAGCAGCGAUUUCCAGAUGGAAUACCCCUUUGAGAUCCAGGGCAUAGCAGGCUGUGAGUUGCAGUCUGGAGGUGCUUUUCAAAGCUUCUUGAUGGCAGGUUUAGGGGGCCUGGAUUUCCUGAGCUUCAAGAAUUAUUCAUGUUGGCCAGCCCCAGAAGGUGGCACCAGGGCACAGAAGAUCUGUGCAUUAAUCUCACAGUACAAAGGAAUUUGUGAUACUGUGGAAAAUCUCCUCAUAAAAACUUGCCCCAGAUAUCUGAUGGGUGUCCUAGAUGCAGGGAAGGCAGAUCUGCAGAAGCAAGUGAAGCCUGAGGCCUGGCUGUCCCAGGGACCGAACCCUAGGCCUGGCCAUCUGCAACUGGUGUGUCAUGUUUCUGGCUUCCAUCCAAAGCCCGUGUGGGUGAUGUGGAUGCGGGGUGAGCAGGAGCAGCCUGAAACUCAGAGAGGGGACGUCCUGCCCAAUGCUGAUGACACAUGGUAUCUCCAAGUGACCCUGGAUGUGGCAGCUGAGGAGGCCGCUGGGCUGUCUUGCCGAGUGAAGCACAGCAGUCUGGGAGGGCAGGACAUCGUCCUCCACUGGGGACACUCCAUCUCUAUUGGCUGGAUUAUUUUGGCAGUAAUACUGCCCUCUUUGAUCAUUUUGCUCUUCUUUGUAUUAUGGUUUUAUAGGCGCUGGUCAUAUGAGGACAUCUUGUGA
This is a messenger RNA of Chinchilla lanigera (long-tailed chinchilla), 1002 nucleotides long. Its product is annotated as T-cell surface glycoprotein CD1b2-like. The transcript has 7 exons. Gene Ontology annotation, biological process: immune response; antigen processing and presentation, endogenous lipid antigen via MHC class Ib; positive regulation of T cell mediated cytotoxicity. NCBI's taxonomy places the organism in Eukaryota, Metazoa, Chordata, Mammalia, Rodentia, Chinchillidae. The coding region runs from base 1 to 1002 and encodes 333 amino acids. Gene Ontology annotation, molecular function: endogenous lipid antigen binding; lipopeptide binding; exogenous lipid antigen binding. Gene Ontology annotation, cellular component: external side of plasma membrane. The record is from RefSeq and is a predicted model, not a curated record.